AUGAGCAAGAAUAAUUUCUCAGGUCUCCUCCCAUCCAAUUUCGAGGAAUUUCGAUCUGUAGAUUAUUGGGACGGAUUCUUCAAAGCUAGAAACCAAAAGUCCUUCGAAUGGUAUGGCGAAUGGAAGCAGCUCCGACCGCUCGUGCUCCCCCUGGUCAAGCCAUCUAAGGCCAUCCUGGUGGUUGGCUGCGGCAACUCCGAUCUGUCGGCUGACAUGUAUGACGAGGGCUGCACACACAUCACCAAUGUGGACUUCUCCAAGACUGUGAUCAAGGAGAUGAUGCUGAAGAACCUGCGCAAGAGGCCCCUCAUGAAGUGGCUGUUUGACAGCAGCAGCUUCGCUGUCAUCGUGGACAAGGGUGGCCUGGAUGCGCUGAUGGGGGAAGACACAGCGGGGUCAGAGGAUGCUGGCGGGAAGCUGCUUGCUGAGGUUGCCCGCCUGCUGAUGUACAACGAAGGCGCCGCCUACCUCUGCGUCACUCUGGCACAGACCCAUGUCCUGAGGAAGCUGCUGGGUGCCUUCCAGAGUGGCUGGUCAAUAAAGCUGCACAGGGUCCCCCCCUCCCCAGAUAUGGCAGGGUCCCCCCUGCAGCCCGUGCUGGCAGUGGUGCAUCGUUGCCUCCGGCAGCAGGACAGCGGCCCAGCUUCUCUUGGCUCGGCGCCUGUGGAGCUCGGCUUCGGAGAAGACCCUGCCUGCUGCAAUUCAGAGCAGCUUGCUGACAUUGUCAAGGUGGUGAAGGAGGAGAAUGCAGCCAGGGCGCUGGGCAAAGAGCAGGACAAGGGGGAUAUCUUUGCGCGGCUGCAUCCCGGCAGCCGCAUUGCCAUACCAUGCCUGCCAUUUGCCGCCCAGGACAUUAGAGCAAGGGUGAAUACAGCGCCCGAGGAGGCUGGUUCUUCCCAGGAAGUUAGCUCCAAUGGGGAUGUAGGCGUAGAUAGGGACAGCCAAGCCAGCUGCUACCCCCCGGACAGCCAGGAGGAGAGUGCCCCACUGGGAAACUGCUCAGCGCGCUUCUCUGCCAUCGUGCUCGACAACAGACAAGAAGCCUCAGAGCGCGCCGUGCACGAAUGCUGCGUCUUCAUUGUACCCCAGGGUCGGGAGCAUGAGUGGCUUUUUGCCACAGUGGAGGGACAGUGGGCCGUGGCAGCGGACUGCAGGGCCAAGAGGGUCAUUCUGGUGAUCCUCAACAGGGGCCACACCUUCAAGGGCACUGCUGCUGUCAACAGGGAGCUUUCCCCUUUGGUGAAGAAUCUUGCGCCAGCAGAUGUGCGGGAAGGGGAAAAGAAGAUCCCGAUCCUGACCACUAGCGAGGGCAUUGGGGAGCGGGUGGUCCUGGAAGAGGCGGAGUCCUCCAUCAACGGGCACAUAUCAGUGGAGGAUGUGAAGGUGCUGCUACCGGAUGCAGAGGAUCCUGGAGAGAUGCAGUGGCUUCGGCGCAUGGUGUUCACCAGCAACCGCAACCUCACCCAGUCAGAGGCGUAUCUCAUACCUGCCUCCGCUGCCGGCACAGCACAGGACAAGGGCCGGGCGCCAAAGAAGGGGAAGGCGAAGAAGGCGAGCAAGGGGAAGGAUGAGGGGUAUGUGCCGAUGGUGCCCAGCUAUGAGAUUUUGGCCAGCGAGUACCACAGCGCCAUGGUGGCAGGCCUCUCCCUCAUUGCGGAGGGACUGCUGGAGAGGCGGCGGAGAGAGGGUGGGGACCCAGGGAGGGUGUUGGUGGUGGGCCUGGGAGGGGGGGCGCUGCCCAUCUACCUGCACAGCUGCCUGGGCCUGGCGGUGGACUGCGUGGAGCUGGACGCGACAGUUGUCGGCCUGGCGCGCCGCCACUUCGACUUCGCUGACGUCUGCAGCCAGCCGUCCCUCACAGCGCUCGUUGGCGACGGCCUGGAGGUGGUUGCUGAGCUGGCGCAUGCACCAGACGCGCCAAGUUUGGACGUCCUCAUCGUCGACGCUGGCAGCGGCGACGCCAGCUUGGCGAUGACGUGUCCGCCUGCGGCCUUUUUGGGCGAGGACUUCUUGGAAAACGCGCGCGCAGCUGUGCGGCCUGACGGAUUAGUCAUCGUCAACUGCGUGUCCCGGUCUGCUGAGGCGUUCUCCAAGGCCGCCGCUGCCCUGCAGGCAGUCUUUGCAGAGGUGUACGAGCUGGGCAUGGAUACAGACAUCAACAGGGUGCUCUUUGCCGCCCCGGCCCCCUUACCAGAGGGCGUCAGGGGGAAGGUGGGCCGCUCGGCGAAUUGCGCUAUGCAGCUCGUGGCAAAAUUGUUGCCCCUUGCUGCAUCUGAGGCGGACACGGCUCUACUAGAAGUGCCGCCUGAUGCGCCUCUGGUGACCCAGAUGCAGGCCAUGAAACUGCUGGACAGGCCUUCUGGAAAGUAG
Coccomyxa subellipsoidea C-169 is the source of this 2370-nucleotide messenger RNA. RefSeq lists its product as hypothetical. The record is from RefSeq and is a predicted model, not a curated record. The transcript has 13 exons. Lineage: Eukaryota; Viridiplantae; Chlorophyta; Trebouxiophyceae; Coccomyxaceae. The coding region runs from base 1 to 2370 and encodes 789 amino acids.